Molecule: messenger RNA, 2258 nt
Organism: Ochlerotatus camptorhynchus
Lineage: Eukaryota; Metazoa; Arthropoda; Insecta; Diptera; Culicidae
Product: ATP-binding cassette sub-family G member 4-like
Exons: 6
Coding region: 243-2045 (600 amino acids)
Biological process (GO): transmembrane transport
Cellular component (GO): membrane
Molecular function (GO): ABC-type transporter activity; ATP hydrolysis activity; ATP binding
Source: RefSeq, a predicted model, not a curated record
GGUUGAACCGGUUGUUUGCUUGCUCGGUUGGUUCGAGGUUCGCCAGUUUCAGUGUUUGGGGGUGGAGCAGGGGCUUGUGGGAAGGUGCCAGUGUCUUAAUGUCAUUUGUUUUCAAUUUGUGAGCAGUACUUUGAAUGCUCUUGGAGGAAGUAGCUAUCAGCGAUUGGGUUCUGGAUUGGUUUGGACAACUUUCCUUGUUGAGAAAGAAGGAGUGGCCGCCUCGGGGAGCGUGAAAAGAGAAAAUGAGCUUGGAUGAGACGGUGGAAGUGGUUAUACCACUGGUGAAAACCAUCACCAGCUUAUCGUUUCGGAAUCUCAACUACACCGUCAGUCAGAAGGAGAACAAAAAACAGCUGCUGAAGAACAUCUCCGGAACGUUCCGUUCUGGACGAUUGACUGCCAUUAUGGGCCCUUCGGGGGCUGGCAAGUCGUCACUGAUGAAUGCAUUGAGUGGAUUCAAAACCAAAGGCGUAACGGGUCGCAUUCUAAUCAACAACGAAAUGACCGAACGGCAAAAAUACCGUCAACUAGUUGCUUACAACACCCAGGAAGUCCCACUGCUCCAGAAUAUCACUGUUCAGGAAACGCUCCACUUUGCAGCGGACCUCAAACUGUCAUCGAACGUCACCCGGAUACACAAAACCAAAAUAAUAAACGACAUUAUAGCCUUGCUGGGAUUGGAAAAGUGUGCCCACAGUCAGGCUAGAGUGCUUUCCGGUGGUGAACGGAAGCGCCUCUCGAUCGGUUUGGAGCUGGUAUCCAAUCCGAAGAUUAUGUUCUUCGACGAACCCACCAGUGGACUGGACAGUGAGUCUUCGUACCAGGUGAUUUCCUACAUGAAAGAUCUGGCCCGGCAGGGUCGGUGUGUGGUCAGUGUGAUUCAUCAACCGAGCUCGGAACUGUUGGAGCUGUUCGACGACAUCUAUGUGGUCGCGGAUGGCCGGUGCAUGUAUCAGGGUGCUUUGGAUGAUAUGAUUGCGACGUUGGCGGGAGCUGGUUUCGUGUGUCCUCAGUAUUAUAAUCGAGCGGAUUUCGCUAUGAAAGUGGCAUGCACGGUGAACACUGACCCGGAUAAAGUCAACCUUCUCAUGAAACAGAUGCAAUCCACCAGUAGCGACCAAAUGAAUGGGUUUCACGACGAACAAAGCAUCGACGGUGACGGCCAGCUACUGAACGAAAGCCGGGGAGGUUCGAGUCCUCAAUAUCCGAUAUCGCAGUUCCGGCAGUUUCUGAUUCUGACCCGACGAACGGCUCUGGGCACGUUCCGCAAUCUCACGCUGACGCGGUUGCGGUUUAUCGGACACUUGCUGUUCGGGUUGAUUGUCGGCUCCGUGUUCUACAACGUGGGCGAUGAUGGGGCAAAGGUGCUGGCCAACAUUAGCUGUCUGAUUAUGAUUCUGAUGUUCAUAGUGUUUUCCAAUUCGAUGACUGUGGUGCUUACCUUCCCGUUGGAAAUGGCGGUAUUUGUGCGGGAGCACAAAAGCAACUGCUACUCGGUGGCGGCGUACUUCUUCUCGAAGGUAGUGGCCGAUUUCCCGCUGAUGUUGGCUGGCGUGACCUGUUGCCAGAUAAUAGCGUACUACCUAACGGGGCAGCUGAACGAAACCGAAAGGAUAGUGAUGUUCUGGGGUAUUUGCUGUCUGAUGGGAUGGACGGCGCAGAUGUACGGGAUGGUGGCCGGCUGUAUCUGUCCGGUGGAAGUUAGCCCGUUUGUGGUGCCUAGUUCGAUAGUUCCAAUGGUCUUAUUUUCCGGGUUCUUCAUCCGAUAUGGUGAGCUGCUGGACGUGUUUAAACCGCUGACAUACGUAUCACACUUCCGGUAUGGAUUCGAAGGGCUGGCGUUGGCUACGUAUGGGUUCAAUCGGACGGAGCUCGGGUGCGAGGAGAUGUUCUGCUACUAUAGGAAGAGCAAGAAGGUGCUGGAGCUGUUGGAGAUUGAAAACAGCAACUAUUGGUUUGACGUUGCAGGGCUGGGCGUUUGGAUAGCGGUGUUGCAUGUUAUGCUGUAUGUAAGCUUACGAUUGAGAUUAAGGUGGAACCAAUAGUUUGUUGGGAAAAGUCAUGGAAGUGCAUUUAAGAUCUGUAAUUUACUAGUUAAAUUUGAACCAACCCGAGAUUAGAAUAAUGGAAUCUGUUACUAACGUUACCUCAAAGUUUACAGUGGUUAAGCACUUUGUUUUAAGUGAGCACAAACUGCCUUGUACUUUACACCGACUAACCAUUUAUGUGUUAAAAAAUAAGCAUAAGAGCAGAUGAGA